AUGCAACGCUUAUCCUAUCGCUCUACGGUCCUCGCCUCCGAAAACUCGACCAGAGACAUGCACAAAGCCGUCGAAGCCUCACCACGUCCCAAAUAUGUCUCGUACUCGGAUCGACGAAAGUAUCCUGAACAUCAGCCUCCUCCACCUCCACCAUCUCCCGUGCAUUGGAAUCGCGACAAACAAGACCGAUGA
Molecule: messenger RNA, 192 nt
Organism: Rhinocladiella mackenziei CBS 650.93
Lineage: Eukaryota; Fungi; Ascomycota; Eurotiomycetes; Chaetothyriales; Herpotrichiellaceae
Exons: 1
Coding region: 1-192 (63 amino acids)
Source: RefSeq, a predicted model, not a curated record